AUCACACCCUUCGCGCAGCGAGCUAGAAGAUGCCAGAGCCAAGGUAGCGGACUACAGUAUGAACUGCCCUGCUAUUCAAUCCUGAUCCAAUGUUUUUCAUGAAGCUUUAUGGUUUUUAAAUUCUCAAAAACAUUCAAACAUCGACGGUUUCGCCUUCACUUUCUGCGCGACAUUUUUUAAAAAUCGAUUAACAAAUUAUCUACCAGAGGAACAUUUUUUCUGGAAAAGAAAUUUACUUGUAUAUAUUAAACAACAACAAAAAAACCAAAAGAAAAAAAACCACAUGGUUAAGAUAAAUGGUAUGGCAAUCCAGAUGAUUGUGAUAUUGAAUUCUGUAUAAGGUGUAGAACUAAGAAGAAGCCCAGAAAGAUUGCCAUGGCUGCGAACGCCAGCACCAUGCAGCCCCCGCUCUCUCCCAGUGCUGCCCCCGCUGUCCGGGAGGAGGAACUGCGAGAGCAGGAGUCCAGCCCCGCCCCCAUCACCCUUCAGCCAGUCAGGGAGGAGCAGAGCCUCGCCCCGGGCACCUCCUCUCAGGAAUACGCUGUGUCACAAGGGGACCUUAUCAUGGUCAACGAGAUGGCCAACAAAAGUAACGGCGUCUACCCGGGCCCUGUGGAUUCCCCGCCCCCAUCCUCCCGCUCCUCACCCCUGCGGCGCAAAUCGCAGACCUACCCCAACGGCCGGGUGAGGGCGGGGAGCCGCAGUGGCUCGCUGGCCUCUGGGGCCGCUUCCCCCCGCCCCUCCCUGUCCCGCCAGCCCAGCACCAUCACCGAGGGCCUGGGGGACGGCAGCAAGGUGCAGGACUACCUCAUCCUGGCCGUGCUGUCCUGCUUCUGCCCCAUGUGGCCCUUCAACAUCGUCGCCCUGGCCUACUCUGUUAUGUCCCGUAACAGCCUGCAGCAGGGUAAUGUUGAUGGGGCCCGUCGGCUGGGCCGGGUGGCCAAGGUGCUCUCCAUCUUCUCGCUUGUGGGCGGGACCAUCAUCAUCAUCACCCUCCUCGUCGUCAACUGGGGACUCAUAUUGAAGUCUUGACCAGGAUUUAUGGAGACACCGCCAGUCACACUAUCAUUUCCCCAUCAUUACCGUUCCUGCUCUGCUGCUCUACUCUUCAAAAGAAAACCUGCAAUCCCUCCUCAAGUGUGCUGGUCAUAAGUAGAGCACCGUAGGAGGGCCUCUGAUUGCUUGAACAUCAGUCCAAUACAAGAUAUUCACCCGCCAUUCCUGACCUCACCAUUCCAGACUCCCACAUUUCAGACCCCAAUAUUCUGGACCCCAAUAUUCCGGAGCUCGACAUUCCGAUCCCCACCAUUCAAAACCCACCAUUCUGGACACCACCAUUCUGGACCUCGCCAUUAAAACAGUGCAUGAUGAUAUCCGAUGAGCACGAUCUUCUAAAGAACACAGCUACUGGCUUUCCCACCAUCACCGGGCUCGGUGUCAUCCAAACGUCUGCAAAGCUCAUCCACUUCCUCACACCGAAUGCACGGCUUAGCACAAAAAAACCUCUGAAUGUCCUUCUUGUGCCAAAAUCUGCGUGGAACACAUUUAAGUCACAAUUUGUAGCAUGAACGGAAAAAAGGAGAGGAGGAG
Messenger RNA from Conger conger (European conger), 1590 nucleotides. Its product is annotated as proline-rich transmembrane protein 2. NCBI's taxonomy places the organism in Eukaryota, Metazoa, Chordata, Actinopteri, Anguilliformes, Congridae. The coding region runs from base 376 to 1032 and encodes 218 amino acids. The record is from RefSeq and is a predicted model, not a curated record. The transcript has 5 exons. Gene Ontology annotation, cellular component: membrane.